This is a messenger RNA of Bombina bombina (fire-bellied toad), 2552 nucleotides long. It is a transcript of the gene ACY1, whose product is annotated as aminoacylase 1. The record is from RefSeq and is a predicted model, not a curated record. The coding region runs from base 104 to 1321 and encodes 405 amino acids. Lineage: Eukaryota; Metazoa; Chordata; Amphibia; Anura; Bombinatoridae. The transcript has 15 exons. Gene Ontology annotation, molecular function: aminoacylase activity. Gene Ontology annotation, cellular component: cytoplasm. Gene Ontology annotation, biological process: amino acid metabolic process.
CUUGCCUGUGUGUGUGUGCGCGCUGCUAUAUACUCAGCUGCUCCGUACAUAGGGCACAGUGACAGCAGCAGAAGUUGCUGAGAGGGAACAACAGACUGACACGAUGGACUUAGCUUCUGAGGAUCCUGCAACCAGCCACUUCCGGGAAUAUCUGAGAAUACGAUCAGUGCAGCCAAAUCCAGACUACGAUGGAAUUAUACAGUACCUGAUUGGAAUGGCUGAAGACAUUGGAUUGGAGAGCAGAAAGCUUGAGUUUUCUCCUGGCCGCGUCAUCCUGAUCCUGUCUUGGAGAGGGUCCAAUCCCAAGCUGAAGUCUGUAGUCCUGAAUUCCCAUACGGAUGUGGUUCCUGUGUUUGAGGAACACUGGACGUAUCCUCCUUUUUCUGCUCAUAAAGACAAGGCCGGUAAUAUCUAUGCAAGGGGAGCACAAGACAUGAAAUGCGUCACCAUACAGUAUCUAGAAGCUCUGCGUCGCCUUAAGUCAGAGGGUCACCACUUCCCUAGAACCAUUCACCUCACAAUGGUCCCAGAUGAAGAAAUUGGGGGACACACUGGGAUGGAGCUGUUUGUGAAGCAACCAGAAUAUUUAGAGUUGAAUCCUGGCAUCACCUUAGAUGAAGGUCUGGCAAACCCCACAGAGGAAUUCAGUGUGUUCUAUGGAGAGAAAUGUGUCUGGUGGAUAACUGUUCGAUGUGCAGGGGACCCUGGGCAUGGCUCUCGCUUCAUAGAAAACUCUGCUGCAACUAAAUUACAUUCAGUCAUUUCAAAAUUUUUGGAGCUCAGGGAAAAAGAGAAAAAGAGGCUGCAGUCAGACCCUAGUCUCACUCUUGGCGAUGUAACCACUGUGAACAUGACACGGGUCAGUGGGGGGGUUUCAUGCAAUGUGGUUCCAUCAGAGAUGUCAGCAACAUUUGAUCUCCGUAUCCCACCGACUAUGGAUUUAAAGGUAUUUGAAAGCAAGAUAGAGGGCUGGUGUCGGGAAGCUGGCGAUCAGGUGUCUUGGGAGUAUCAUCAGAAAAAUAUGGAUCAAGGAGUGACUACACCAAAUGACUCUAAUCCCUGGUGGAAAGCGUUCAGCACACCGUGCAAGGAACUAGGUCUGAAGCUGAAGCCUGAGAUUUUCCCAGCGGCCACUGACAGUCGCUACGUGCGAGCCGCUGGAUACCCUGCCUUAGGCUUCUCCCCCAUGAACCACACUCCAAUCUUGUUGCAUGAUCACAACGAAUAUCUGAAUGAAGAGAUCUUUCUACGAGGGGUUCACAUCUACACAAAGAUCAUUUCCUCUCUGGCCAGUGUCCCCCCUCUAGCAGGAGAGCACUGACAAAGGCCUGAAAGAUAAGGACGGUGAAGUCAUGGUGUGGGGAGGACUUUAUACUCAGGGAUGCACUCAGGGAUAGGAAAGGGGCAUAGGCUAACUCCUGGAAGAAUGAAUGUAUGGAGGAGCUUGUGGAGUUCUCCUUGUUAUUCUUCUCAUGCUUCUCAGUGUUUCCUUCCAUCAGUGCCUCGAUCUACUCUAGUGAACUCUCUAGUCCUUUUAUAUUCAAUAUACUCAGUAUUGUAUCUUCCAUUAGUUCUUCUCACCAAAACAUCUUUCUGUAUCCAUCCUGCUAAAUAUGUCAUCUGUACCCACACCACAUUUGUUCACUUAGCCCCCAUCAGUCACCAAAUUUCACCCAACCUCUUUCUGUACCUACCCAACUGAAGUUCUACUCAGUUAAUCCAACGUUCUGCUGUCUGCAGACAUGCCAAGUUACGCUCACUGCCAUUCCAACUCCAUUCGUAAAUACCGGAGGAGAAUAUUUAACCCAUUAGUGCUGUGUGAGAUGUCCCUUCACUUUUCUAAAUGAAAUGGUAACUGUUUAAAGGGACAUGAAAUCUUAAUAUUUUAAUUCAUGAUUCAGAUAAAACAAAGAAUUGUAAAUAACUUUCCAGUUUACUUCUAUUAUCAAAGUUGCUUUAUUCUCUUGGUAUCCUUUGUUAACAGAGCAGCAAGGCAUUAGUGGGAGCUAUCUGAACACAUCAGAUGAGCCAAUGACGUGCAGCCACAAAUUAGAAGCUAGCGUCUAAUAGUGCAUUUCUGCUCCUAAGCCUACCUAGGUAUGCUUGUAAAAAAAAGAUACAAAGAAAAUGAACCAAAUUAUAUGAGGUAUAUUGGAAAGUUGUUUAAAAUGGCAAGUUCUAUCUGAAUCGUAAAAGUUUAAUUCUAACCUUGCUAUCCCUUUUAUAACUCAAUGAAUAAAACAUGUGUGGGUAUACCUCUACCUUGUAUAUCAUGUGUAAUAUCGCCAACCUGUGUAUAUGUAAUGUCAUGAGCCUGAUUAUAAGUAAUUGCAGCUUCAUCUGUGCAUAAAAUAUUACUUUGCCCUUACAAAGACACGUACGUAUAUGUCUCCUACUCGAUGUCACCAAUUUGUCUCAUUGUUUUAAAUUACGUUUUGACCUAAACUUGUACUUUGUGUAUGUUUUGUAUGUACGUGAUUCUGUAAUGCACAUUAUCACAUUGUAUAUCAAUCAUGCGCUUUCUAUAUGUACAUAAAGAAUUCUGCAAUGUC